GAAGAAAAGGACAGGAGAAGUGUAAUUUUGUUCUUUUUUCUUGUCUUUAUUACCAGAGUUACAGGUGUCUCUCUGUUGUCCUCUUUUGCCCUUUGUUCUUUCAGUAUUUUCUAUUUCAGGAUUUCUUUCGUACUCUCCUCGACUAUUCCCUCUCUGUUUCUGUUAAAACUCUCUCUUUUUCUCGCUCUACUCCCUGUUUUCCGAUGGGGUCUCUGCCACUGAUUCGUGUAAUAACUUGCAAAUUAGCUACCAACAUAUCUCGAGAAGGUUGCAGUUUUAGGCCGAGCAGGCAACUGCGUUUUGGUCAUUUGUUGACAAGGAGUUUUCAAAAUGGGAAGUUGACGGUUGUAAGAUCGGACAAAACUGGAAAUGGAGAUGGGUUCGGCGGUUUAACAGAUGGCUCUAAUUCCAAUGCUGUUAAAGAAGAAGAAGAAGAAGGAAAAGAAGAAGAAAAGGAAAAGCAUGGUCUUAUGCUGGGCAUAGAUAGGGAUGACUCUGGCUCUGUUAUUGGCUUGCACUUGAUUCCUCCUGGUGAUCAUGAAGUUAUUGACUCUUAUGAAGAUGAGGCCACUGAUACCAAAGACCAAGAUGAGGGAAUUGAAGACGAAAUAUUCCAAACAAGAGUAACCUACAAUAUUGUUUUUGUUACUGCUGAAGCUGCACCCUAUUCAAAGACAGGUGGAUUAGGAGAUGUUUGUGGUUCUUUGCCGAUAAUACUAGCUGGCCGUGGACACCGAGUCAUGGUUGUCUCUCCUAGAUACCUGCACGGUACAUCUGCGGAUAAAAAUUUCACAGGUGCUUUUGAUGUAGAUCGGCGCAUUAAGAUACAUUGCUUUGGAGGGGAGCAAGAGAUUGCAUUCUUCCAUGAGUAUAGGGAGGGUGUUGAUUGGGUAUUUGUGGACCAUCCUUCUUACCAUAGACCUGGAAAUCCAUAUGGUGAUAGUCAUGGUGCUUUUGGUGAUAACCAGUUUCGGUUUACUUUACUUUGCCAUACAGCAUGUGAAGCUCCAUUAGUGCUUCCAUUGGGAGGGUAUACCUAUGGAGAGAAGUGUCUCUUCCUUGUCAAUGAUUGGCAUGCUGGUCUAGUGCCAGUGCUUUUGGCUUCCAAAUACCGUCCAUUUGGAGUUUAUAAGGAUGCUCGGAGCAUCCUAGUAAUUCAUAACCUUGCACAUCAGGGAGUGGAACCUGCAGCAAGCUACAAAAAUUUGGGAUUGCCUUUAGAGUGGUAUGGGGCAUUGGAAUGGGUGUUUCCUACAUGGGCAAGGACACAUGCUCUCGACACAGGGGAAGCUGUGAAUAUUUUAAAGGGUGCAAUUGUGACAGCUGAUCGAAUACUUACAGUUAGCAAGGGCUAUGCAUGGGAAAUAACAACUGUUGAAGGCGGAUAUGGUUUAAAUGAUCUAUUAAGCAGUCGAAGGAGUGUUCUGAAUGGAAUUGUGAAUGGCAUUGAUGUUGCUGAAUGGGAUCCAUCUUCAGAUGAGCAUAUUGCUUUCCAUUAUUCUGUUGAUGAUCUCUCUGGAAAGGUUCAAUGCAAGACUGCUCUUCAACAGGAAUUAGGUCUUCCAAUUAGGCCAGAAUGUCCAUUGAUUGGAUUUAUAGGGAGAUUGGACUACCAGAAAGGCAUUGACCUGAUCCGUUGGGCAACUCCAGAGCUUAUGGAAGAUAAUGUACAAUUGGUAAUGCUUGGCUCUGGGGACCCACUGUAUGAAGACUGGAUGAAGGCAUCAGAGACAACCUACAGAGAUAAAUUUCGGGGUUGGGUUGGAUUUAAUGUUCCAAUUUCGCAUAGGAUCACUGCAGGCUGUGACAUACUUUUGAUGCCCUCAAGAUUUGAGCCCUGUGGAUUAAAUCAAUUGUAUGCAAUGAGAUAUGGUACUGUACCAGUAGUUCAUGCUACAGGAGGACUUAGAGACACAGUAGAGAAUUUCAAUCCAUAUGCUGGAGGAGGUAGUGGUGAAGGCACAGGGUGGACUUUUUCUCCCCUUACAAAAGAGAGUAUGCUGGAGGCGUUAAGAACGGCUAUAAUGACCUACAGAGAAUACAAGUCAACUUGGGAGGGAUUGAUGAGAAGAGGUAUGCAGAAAGACUUCACCUGGGAAAGUGCUGCGAUUCAAUAUGAGCAGGUUUUCGAAUGGGCCUCUAUCGAUCGACCUUAUAUUACAUGAGCUGAAAAGAGAAGACAGAGUCACAAGAAUGGGAAAAGAAAAGAAAAACCCUCAAAAGUCCAAAGACAUUCUAAUAUUGUCAAGCUCUGCCAGUGCAUGUUCAAGCAUAAUCAGAGUGAAAAUUACAUGGUCCAGCUUCCAUUGCUGUUGCAUUGGUCAUUCUUUUUGCUGAGAGUAUAAUUCAGUUUGCAAAUGCACUUUUUUUAUUCGACAAAGUUGCCGUUGUAAUCAUCUAAACAGAAUGAUAAAGACGCUAGUGCCUUUUGAAAUGUUACCCAUAUUUGGCAAGUUAGGAUUGACAAUUAAUUACAUGCAGCUAUGGGGGCUUACUCGGGAUAUGUUUUUCUUGUGUUUUGUUGCAAGCUGAGGGAAACCAACAUUAGCUUGGUAUC
Molecule: messenger RNA, 2557 nt
Organism: Durio zibethinus
Lineage: Eukaryota; Viridiplantae; Streptophyta; Magnoliopsida; Malvales; Malvaceae
Product: starch synthase 1, chloroplastic/amyloplastic-like
Cellular component (GO): chloroplast
Molecular function (GO): alpha-1,4-glucan glucosyltransferase (UDP-glucose donor) activity
Source: RefSeq, a predicted model, not a curated record